Messenger RNA from Triticum aestivum (bread wheat), 2040 nucleotides. RefSeq lists its product as uncharacterized. The record is from RefSeq and is a predicted model, not a curated record. Lineage: Eukaryota; Viridiplantae; Streptophyta; Magnoliopsida; Poales; Poaceae. The transcript has a single exon. The coding region runs from base 180 to 1763 and encodes 527 amino acids.
CUUUUCCUUUCGUUUCGCCAAAGCAUUUCAUAUUCGCUUGUCCUCCACUUGUGUCUCUCUCUCCCUCCCUUCUUAUACCACGGCCGACAUGCCAUUCUCCGAGAACGGGAGCGGAGGCCGGCCGCCGGUGUGUCAUGCUGUGAGUGACCAAGUGAUUGCCAACGUGCGCAACAAAUACAAUGCCGCCCGCUGUACUUCGAGCGGCAGCAGUUCCGUCUCCGGCUGCUGCCCGUGGGCUCGUUUUUGCACUCGCGGUUGUGCUCGCCGUGGUGAGUGCCUCCGACGAACGGACCAACGGUGGCAAUGCGCCGUCGUUGAGGGCCGGUGAGGAGGGCAGGGAGUUAGCUGCCCGCGAUCAUGUUCCGGCGUCGAGGGUGUCGGUGGUAGGUUGCGUGUGCGUGCCGUCCACGGUGUCACUGGAAGGCUGCGCGUGCCCGCCAACACCGCCACCGCCACCUCCCGCAUGCCCGCCACCGCCUUCACCUCCACCACCGGCGUGCCCGCCGCCGCCUCCACCGCCACCUCCCGUGUGCCCUCCACCUCCACCGCCGGCCUGUCCGCCCUCGCCACCGCCGGAGCCGACGCCGUGGGAUUUCGAAAACGAGAAGUUGAAGCUGCUGUACCCGGUGAUCCAGGCGUUCAAGCGGACCAUCACGAGCGACCCACUCAACGUGACGGCGACAUGGGUGGGCACCAAGAUCUGCGACAGCUCCAAGGGCGGCAGCGCGUACAAGGGCUUCUACUGCGACACGCCGCCGGACGACGCCAACAAGACGCUCACCGUGGCGUCCAUCGACUUCAACGGCUUCCACCUCUGCGCGCCCACGCUCGCCGGAUUCAUCGACGCCUUUCCGGACCUGGCGCUCUUCCACGCCAACUCCAACAACUUCUCCGGCGUGCUCCCGGAGCUCACCUCCCUGCGCUACUUCUACGAGCUCGACCUCUCCAACAACGCCUUCUCCGGCGCCUUCCCGGCCGCCGUGCCGCCCCUCGGCCGCCUCGCCUUCCUCGAUCUCCGCUUCAACGGCUUCGCCGGCGAGGUGCCGCCCUCCGUCUUCGGCAUCUCCGUCGAGGCGCUCUUCCUCAACAACAACGGCUUCACCGGCGUCAUCCCGGAGAGCACCUUCGGCACCAGCAGGGCCGAGUACAUCGUCGUCGCCAACAACCGCUUCACCGGCCCCAUCCCGCGCACCAUCUUCAACGCCUCCGGCACGCUCUCCGAGAUCCUCUUCCUCAACAACGACCUCUCCGGCUGCCUCCCCUACGAGAUCGGGCUGGUGGAGGGGCUCACUGUGUUCGACGCCGGCGGCAACGAGAUCCGCGGCCCCAUCCCGCUCUCCUUCGGCUGCCUCGCCGACGUCGAGGAGCUCAACCUCGCCGGGAACCAGCUCUACGGCCACGUCCCCGACGUGCUCUGCCUCCUCGCCAAGACCGGCAAGCUCACCAACCUCUCGCUCUCCGACAACUACUUCCACUCCGUGGGGUACCACUGCAUGGAGCUGGUGAGGAGCCGGGUGCUCGACGUCCGGCGCAACUGCAUCCUCGGCUUCCCCGGCCAGCGCCCGCACAUCGAGUGCGCCAUGUUCUACGCCGACCCCACCAAGCACUGCCCGUUCAUCCCGCACAUCCCCUGCGACCUCCCGGGGUUCAAGCCGAAGACGACGGCCGCCACCGCCGCAUUGCCGGUGGGGGAGAGUGCGGCGCAUGGCUACGGCGCGGACGGGAGUGUGGCCGUGGGAACUGACGUCGGGAUAGGUGGUUAGGUGAGACGGACAGCAAGAAAGGUGACAGAUAUGAAUCGUUUGGUCGUCAUAUGAAUUUUUUAAGUGUUGUAUAGCAUGUCGAACUGAUCGCAUGAAGCAUGAUUGUGUUGUGUUACCGGCAAAUAAGUUCAACUCUUACUGCUUCCUCCAUUCCACGAUAUAAGGUGUAUCAAUUUUUGUGCAAGUCAAACAUGUGUAUGUUUGACCAAAAAUAUAGAAUAAAAUAUGCAAAAUAUAUAUAAUAUGAAAAAUACACUUCCUAGUGCAUCCAAUGAUA